AUGUUUUUUUGCUACUAUCCUGUUGGUCAUCCAGUGAAGUUUAAGAAACCAAAGAAGUAUAAUCCUGAAUGGUUUGGUCUGAUCAAAUGUAAGGUCUUGGCUCCUAGAGGUUUAUACCACCCUGUGUUGCCUGUUAAGACAGAGAAACUUCUCUUCCCCCUCUGUAUCAAAUGUGCUAAAGAUAAGACCAAGGUUUGUGAACAUACUGACGAGCAGCGGAUUUUUAGUGGAACAUGGACAACCAUUGAAAUCAAUAAAGCAUUGGAGAAGGGGUACAAAGUAUUGGAGAUAAAUGAGGUUUGGCACUUUAAACAGAAAUCAAAUGACUUGUUCAAGGGUUACAUUAGAGACUUUAUGAAGAUAAAAUUGGAAACUUCACCAUGGCAAAAGGACUUUAAAACAGUUGAAGAGUAUAUGGUUGCAGUUAAGAAUGGUGUUGGGAUAGAGCUGGAUCAAAACAUGAUUGUGGAUAACCCUGGGAAACGUGCUGUUGCUAAGAUAUGCUUGAAUAGUUUAUGGGGUAAAUUCGGACAAAGGACAAAUAUGACCCAAACAAAGUAUGUUACUGAGGCUUUUGAGUUCUACAAGAUACUAUUGGAUGACAGCUUGGAUAAGACCAACAUCACUCUUGUCAAUGAUAAUAUAGUACAAAUAUCUUAUAACAAGAAGGAUGAUUUUGUGGAAAAUGCAAAUAAUAUAAAUGUCUUUGUAGCUGCAUUCACAACAGCUAAUGCAAGACUGAGAUUGUAUGAUAUGCUGGAUCAGCUAGGAGAGAGUGUUACUUAUUAUGACACGGAUUCUGUGGUGUAUAUAGAUGAUGGAAAGAAUAACGUGAAGACAGGCUGCAUGUUGGGUGAAUGGACUGAUGAACUUGGGCAAGACGAUUAUAUAAAUGAUUGGAUCAGUACUGGUCCAAAAAGCUAUUCUUAUCAAACUGCAAAAGGUAAAGGGACCUGUAAGAUCAAAGGCUUCACACUGAACCACAAAAAUGGUGAGAAGCUGAAUAUGGACUCUAUGAAGAAGAUACUUGAAGGUGAGAUUAAAAAGGUGGCUAUCGAUUAUAACCAGAUAUGCCGCGAUGUGAAGACAAAGAAGCUAGUGAAUAAGCAUGUAACAAAAGAUUUCAAACUGGAUUAUGACAAGAGAGCAGUGUUAGGAGAGGUAGAUGGGAUUAUAGAUACAUUACCUUGGGGAUACUGA
This is a messenger RNA of Nilaparvata lugens (brown planthopper), 1200 nucleotides long. RefSeq lists its product as uncharacterized. Gene Ontology annotation, molecular function: nucleotide binding; DNA binding; DNA-directed DNA polymerase activity. Lineage: Eukaryota; Metazoa; Arthropoda; Insecta; Hemiptera; Delphacidae. Gene Ontology annotation, biological process: DNA replication. Bases 1 to 1200 code for a protein of 399 amino acids. The record is from RefSeq and is a predicted model, not a curated record. The transcript has a single exon.